GUUCUUGAUUUCAUAAUGCUCUACGAACUUUUUGUACUUGUUGCAACUCUAGCUUCAACUUUUAUGGCUGCGGAUACAACUGCGCAUAUUUCAAAUAUCAAACCUGAGACCGCAUCCAAAAUAUUAUUAUAUAUUUGGAUUGUUGCUUUAGUCUUAACGUUUCUGGACGGUGACUGGAUGAGCACUUUGGGAUGUGUCCAUGCAUUCUUUUACCUUGUCUGCGCACUCUUAGCAUACCUGUCUCCUGAUGAAGAUAAUAUCAAAAGGGAUUACAUUCGAAUCCCGUUGACUAUGUUCGUUCCGACGUUUCUCAUCUUUUAUAUUGUACAUUAUUAUGCAUGAUUUGAAGAGUGAUCUGGGUGGAAUCACAUGUAGCCGCAUUUUAUCCGCAUGCUAUAACAUCGGUACAAUAGUUGCAAAAUAUUAUUACAUUUGAACCUUCGUAAUUCAUAGAAUCGUCUAAAUAUUUGCUUUUUUAUCUACCCAUAUAGAGCA
Messenger RNA from Phytomonas sp. EM1, 495 nucleotides. Lineage: Eukaryota; Euglenozoa; Kinetoplastea; Trypanosomatida; Trypanosomatidae. The record is from the annotation of a GenBank genome assembly.